CAUAAUCCUUCAAACAAAACCCAGCACACGCCUCUCUUUUCUUGUACCUUUAUUAGGUAAAAAAAAAAAAAAACCAGCACAAACAACAAACAAAAUCCUCUCUGCUCUCUCUUUUUACGGUUUGUACAACCCAAAAGAAAAGAAAAAAUGGAUGGAAGCUGCAUAGAUGAAAGCACAACUAGUGAUUCCAUAGCCAUAUCCGUUUCUACAUCAAAUAUUUCACCUUUGCCUCCGGUUACCAAAUCUCCCGACUCUAUCUGCCGAGUGGGAAGUGGAACCAGCGUGAUUGUGGAUUCUGAAGCUGGGGUCGAAGCUGAAUCAAGAAAACUACCUUCUUCCAAGUACAAAGGCGUUGUUCCUCAACCCAACGGCCGAUGGGGUGCUCAGAUAUACGAGAAACACCAACGUGUCUGGCUUGGAACUUUCAAUGAAGAAGAUGAGGCUGCCAAAGCGUAUGACAUAGCUGCACAAAGGUUUCGGGGUCGAGAUGCCGUGACUAACUUCAAACACCUCCAAGAAACUGAGGAAGACGACAUCGAAACGGCCUUCCUGAAUUCACAUUCCAAGGCUGAAAUCGUCGACAUGUUGCGUAAGCAUACUUACAACGAUGAACUUGAGCAGAGUCGGAGAAGCUAUGGCUUCGAUGGGAAUGGGAAACGUGUGGUCAGAACCGACGCUGGUUUUGGUUCCUUAGGUCUUGAGCUGAAAGCGCGUGAACAGCUUUUCGAAAAAGCUGUGACUCCAAGCGAUGUGGGUAAGUUGAACCGACUUGUAAUACCAAAGCAGCAUGCGGAGAAGUACUUCCCAUUGCAAAGUGGAAUUGCAUCUUCGAAGGGUGUUCUUUUGAACUUGGAAGAUGUGACUGGCAAAGUAUGGAGGUUUAGGUAUUCCUAUUGGAAUAGUAGCCAAAGUUAUGUCUUAACAAAGGGAUGGAGCCGCUUUGUUAAGGAGAAGAACCUUAAAGCCGGUGACAUUGUUAGCUUUCAUAGAUCAACGGGACCGGAGAAGCAGCUUUACAUUGACUGGAAAGCAAGAACAGGAUUGGCUUCAGGUUUGGAAAAGCCGGUUGGGCCGGUUCAAAUGGUCAGGCUAUUUGGGGUCAACAUAUUUAAAACUCCUGGCAGUGAAAAUGCUGGUCUAGGUGGAUGCCAUGGGAAAAGGACCAGAGAAAUGGAGCUGCUGGAAUUUGAGUGUAGCAAGAAACAAAGGGUAAUCGAUGCUUUGUAACGUUACCUAAUUACCCUUUUGUUGUGGUUUUGUGAAUCUUAAGAGGUACAUGGGAGGGAGGGGGUGUAGUUGCAAGUUGUAAAAGUUGAAUUGUAUAUUACAAGACAAAAAGCUGAAGAAAGCUGAAAUUAUGUGUAACGUAAUACAUUUCUUCCAAGAAAAACAAGUGGAAAAAAAUUGAAAUGGAUAACUGUCAAUUUGCUCUGUUCA
Messenger RNA from Durio zibethinus, 1437 nucleotides. Its product is annotated as AP2/ERF and B3 domain-containing transcription factor RAV1-like. Lineage: Eukaryota; Viridiplantae; Streptophyta; Magnoliopsida; Malvales; Malvaceae. Gene Ontology annotation, molecular function: DNA binding; DNA-binding transcription factor activity. The record is from RefSeq and is a predicted model, not a curated record. Gene Ontology annotation, biological process: regulation of DNA-templated transcription.